GCUGGUGAAGCUUUUAACAAUGUUACGUCAGUACCAUUUCGUGCUCCUGUCCCUGGCGUGCUUCGCGGCUAAUUGCUGCAGUUCCAGCUCGGAGUACUUAAUCAUUCGCCAUGGCCGGUCGCGGGUGCGUCACUCGAGCGAGAAGGACCACAUCCGGUGGGGCUUGCAAGUGUUCGACAACUUUACGCUGCUAGACUAUGAUGCGGGCGGCAGUGGAUCCGGCAGCGGUUCGGGUAGUGGCAGCGAGGAAACACAGCCCGUACCGGUGAAAGAACCACCGCUGACGAACGGUGCUACCGGAAGCACGCUCACGAUACGAUUUGAUGAGUCGGAAGAGCUCGAGCGCAUGAUUGAGCUAAGCGAUUUCGAUAACUUGCGCUUCAGUGCUAGUGGCAGUGCCGUCCGUACCGGUGGACCGAUCGAGGCGGAACCGGGAUCACUAGCGACUGCCACUACCGGGCGGGAAAGGAAGCUUAUCAAGAAGGAAAUAAUGGAAAACAUUCGCCGCACGGUCGACAAGGGGCUCGAGUACCUGAAAUCGCACAACAACCUGGACGAAGUGAAAAUCGAACUCGUCCCAUUCCGUGGCGGUGCAGCAAAGCACACCAAGCCGGACGGUAGGAAACAGUCGCCCGGCACAACGAUUGACAGCCGUGUUAGCAAUCGCGCGGAAGAGCAAUCGUACUGGACGACGAGCAUCCCGACGUCCACCGUGUCCGGUCGCAACGGCGUCAAGUCGUUGCCAUGGGUAGAUGAAAUUGCUAAAAGUGUCCAGCGUACGUUGAGCGAAAGCGCUCAAGUGUCCGCAUCCAAUCAACGACUAAUCUCGUUAGACGCGAUUCCACGAACGGUAAACCCCCCGCUAACAGGCGUAACUACGCCACACGACCGGCCCAGACAGUCGCGGGUUGACGGUUCGGCAAGCGAGAUACAUGCGAACGGUUCACCGAACGGCUGGAACCCGGGGUCAAGGAUUGUGCCGAACGGAGAGGAUUAUCCUAAUGACAUGCCGGCGGCCGUUGACAUGGGUAACCACGGUCGAGAGGCGUUAGAGCACGGGGAGGUACGUACGCUGGACGAAGACGAGGAAGAGCCUGACACGAACGAACAUCCGCCCAGCAUCGAUGCGCCACAGGACGAUGAUCCGCUGCUACAGGAUGCCGAAAUGGAGGACGCGAUCGACGAGGAGGAGGAGGCAACGGCGGCAUUCGAGCUGGACGGAUCGGACGUGGACAUUAACAAUGUUUUCCACAUGGAGGAGAGUGAUCUGAGCGAGCUGGACGAAACGAGCCGCAACAAUCGGCGCAACCUGAUGAAGGGCCGGGACGUGGUGACACAGUUUCUGCAGAUCGUCGAGAGCCAGCAUCUGCUCGGGGCGAACUGUACUGCCGGGACGGCGCUCAAUCUCGGCGAGGGCGUCGUCGACCGGUACGCGCAGGACCGGUUUCGCGUCGAGGCGGAAAUUGCCGUCAACCGGGCGAACAUGCUGACCAGAAUAUUCAAGUUCUCAUCCGCGGACGUACAAGCGUCCGAGCACCUGUUGCACGCGUCCGUCCUGUCGAUGGUCGAGUUUGACGAUGAUAUUUUUGCUGCCGGAAACUGUUUCGACUGGAACCAGCAUCCGGCCAAGCGCGGUCUGUUCUGCCCGUUCGCGUACCGUCUUCCGCUGCCCGAUCAGGGCGCCUCGCUCGUAAAGGAUUUGGCACUCGAGUAUCAUUACUUGGGCAACACGUCGGAGUGGUUCUUUCUGGCAAGGAAAAACGCCGAGAAGGUCAUCGCGCGCAACGAGCAGUAUAUUAAAUCUUUUCACGUCUACACCAACAACACCGAGCGACAGGCGGACGAAAUACUAUCGGUAAAGUACGAGGAUGGCCGCUGGUCGAAACCGUACUACGAUUGCGGAGGUGGCAAUAUCUGGAUGCUGACGUACACGGUACCCUUCUUUGGGUACGAAAAUGGGACGUACUUUUUCAAAGGCACAUCUGGCAUCGAUAUCGAUUUAAGGCGCGUCGACAUUGAUCAGUGUCCGCAGAAGAACUCCCCAUCUGGGGCACCCCAGCCACUGAACAUUUUCGCCGGCACGGACAAAUGCAAACAGCGGACGACGGAGUGCACGCCGAUUCCCGGGCUCGGGUUUCGUCGCGGUUCCUAUCGGUGCAUCUGCCGGAAGGGAUACUAUUUUCCCGACACGACGAUCGAGCAGAAGUACUUCAACGGCAGCACGUUGGAGGAAGAGUACGAAAAACUAAUGCUGAACGAGUACAGCACCUACAGCAUCGCGAACUCGUACGAGUGUUUACCGUGCGCCGAAGGGUGUGACUUCUGCGAGGAUGCAUCGCCGUGCGUGGCCGCACUGAACUGGCCGAUGCGUACGUCCAUCCUGGUGCUGGCCUGUGCCGUCAUCGGGUUGCUACCACCGGCGGCUGUGUUUACCUUCAAGUAUCAGCAAGUAAAGGUUGUGCGGGCGGCAAGUCCAGCGCUGCUACGUGUAAUUGCAUUGGGUGCAUUUUGCAUUUAUUGUACGUCGGUUGUGAUGUAUCCGCCACCAUCGCUCUACUCCUGCACCGCCCGCAUUUGGUUGCGGGAAAUUGGCUUUUCCCUAACUUACGGAGCAUUGAUGCUGAAAACCUGGCGAAUAUCGGUAAUUUUUCGCGUCCGUUCGGCGAAAGCGGUCAAAAUUACCGAUGCGUACCUGCUGAAACGGUUGGGCGUGCUGUGCGGUUUCGUUGGGAUUGCGCUCCUGGUCCGGACGUUGGUUGCGCCGCCGGUAGUGAUCGUUGGCCGAACUGCGGACAACUUGAAGGCGUUCCUGUGCAAAACGGACUGGUGGGAUCAUACCUUCACGUCGAUGGAGGUUCUGUUUUUGGCCUGGGGCGUACGGCUCUGCAUCAUGGUGCGGAAGGCACCGUCCGAGUUCAACGAAAGCCGCUUCAUAUCGAUGGCGAUCUACAACGAAUUUCUACUGACCUGCUUCCUGAAUGUGUCAAUGUUGUUCCUGCAGUCGCCGGCUAAUCCCGAUUUAUUGUACAUCAUAUUUUUCUGUCACACGCAGCUCACGGUCACGCUACUGUUGGCUUUGAUUUUUGGCAGCAAGGUGUACCUAGUGUUCCGGGGCGGUGGCAAACAUCAGGACGAUCCGACCGGGCUCGGUAUCAAACCAUCCGGUGCCAAAUUUAUUAGCCGCUCGCACGGACGAACAUUCGCAAACGCUAGCAGCGUCACGACGUCUACCGCUCAGCUUGGAGCGAACAUGGCCAAUGAAGGCCGUCUUACGGAAACGGAAGCACUGGAAGAGCUCAAACUUCUCUACACCCAACUUCAACGACUGUACGAACGGAUCCCCCAACGUGGUGCCGCAAUCCUGACCGUCGCAAGUCUGAUGGAAGCUUGCCGUACCACCUCGCUUCGUCCGCCGCCUGCCAUCGGUGCACCGAGCCCACUGAAAGCCAUCCAGAGCGCCGGUAUGACGGGUGCAUCCGAUGGCUUAUCGAUGGCAUCGGGUGCGACGGGUGUUUCGGCCGCUACUCCAACUGCUAUCGUACGGUUGGACAAGAGCACCAACACCAACACGACGGCAACGAUCCCGAACGGGUCGGUGACGACUGCAUCCGGAAAUGGAUCGAUCGGUCCAAUGCCUCCGCAGACACGCAUCACCAUCACGGACGAGGUGGAGAGCGCACAAGAAGUGCAACGAGAACGCCACAAACAGGAGGCUCGCUCAAUCGACGGCAGUGUCUUCCGGCUGGACCACCAGCAGCUGCAGUGCAUGUGCAGUGGUACGGGUGACGAGGAACUGUACGCCGGUCGGGAUGGGUUGUCACGUUCGAUGGAGUUGGAGGGGGUCGGGGGACGGAAUAAUAAUUGCUGCUGCAGUUGCAGCUGCUGCUCCACCACCCGAACCGCCAACAAUCGACAGCGGCAGCAGCAACAGCAACAUCGGCGUAAUGAUAGUGUGAUAAAUAAUUCCACCAGUGCCGUGCAGCUGACUAGUGCAGGCGGUGCGGUUAAUUGUAAUUGUAAGAUAAGUGGAGUGAACGACAAAUCCGGUCCCGGUUCCGUGAGUACUGUUACCGGUCGCCGGAAACCGGACGCGGACGGUGUGGUGAUGGGUGGUGCGGUCCCAUUGCAUAAAGCCAAACAACACACCUCCGAGCUGGUGCUGAACUGUCAGUUUGUUGUCGGUGGCAGUGAGGGUGGUACGGGUGGUGGUGGGAGUGGUGAGUUGGGGUAUGAUGAACCAAACACCGCCAACAGUGCGCUCGGGGAACACCGGAAGCAGCAACAGAACUCACAGCAUCGUCAUCUCCCAUCGCAUCCUCAACAGCAUCAUCAUCAGCGUGCCUCUAGCACCAGCGAGUGUGGUGAGUUCAGCACAAAAGCUUUCGAAUCUUGUGAUAAUCUGCUACAUCAGCACCACCACUACCAGCAACAGCAUCAUCCACAACACCAACAGGCCGCACAGCAACCGUAUCAGCAGCGACACAAGCAAACGUUCAGUGCCGGUGAUAGUGUAGAUAAUCAGGCCACACAAACGGUGCCGCCCGUGGAACGAUCGUCGGUCGGUAGUGGGGUGGCCGGUACCCUAGCCCAGCUAACACCCGCCACCGACGAGGCCACGAUCCGGUCGGUGAAUUUAGAAAAGUUUAACAAAUUGUACGCCAACAACAGCAGUAGGAUAGAUAGCUUGAAAGAGCACUUUCUCAUGCGGAACGCACUCACGACCGCGCUGCAGAAUCUCGAAAUUGAAAAUCGGUCACGAAGUGCGGUGAAUCAUGGGCGCAUCCGACCAACGACGCGGCAGGCCGACAGUGACGACGAGUGUGCCGAAAGCGCGGCCGGCACCACGGAACCACGCGAUGCACUCACGGUAAACCGUGGCAGGGUGACGGAACCCACGGUGGUCAGUAGUCCGGGAGUGGAUGAAGCAAUCAAUAGUAAAUGCAAUAGUAGCAGUAGCAGUAGUAACAGUAGCUGUAACAGUAGUAGAAGCAGUGUUAGUAAUAAGCGUGUCAACAACAAGAACAGCAGCAACAGAAGCAGUCGAAACAGUAACAGUACGAACAAUAGUGCCAACACGCCGGAAACGUCCGGUGCCGGUGAGGGUGCCGGCGGAGAGGCCGGUAGCGGAGCGAGCGGGAGUGCCGAGGUGGGUAGCUCUAGUGGUGGGGGAGGAAGUGGAAAGAAGAAGAAAUCGCCCGAUAAGCGUCUCGUUAUCGAUUUGAAUGAUCGUUCCAAGUACACCGAAGAGGUGUCGGUAUGAGUUUGCUAGAAAU
This is a messenger RNA of Anopheles maculipalpis, 5273 nucleotides long. RefSeq lists its product as uncharacterized. Lineage: Eukaryota; Metazoa; Arthropoda; Insecta; Diptera; Culicidae. The record is from RefSeq and is a predicted model, not a curated record. Gene Ontology annotation, cellular component: membrane. Bases 20 to 5260 code for a protein of 1746 amino acids. Gene Ontology annotation, biological process: G protein-coupled receptor signaling pathway. The transcript has 13 exons. Gene Ontology annotation, molecular function: G protein-coupled receptor activity.